CCAGGAACGAAACGAAGGUGUUUGUUGAAAUGUGUCAGAGAACUUUGCGUUCGAAACUUUUCAUUCGGUGCAUGAAAUUCGUAUGAGAUAUAGCAAAACUCGGGACAAACGUAAUGGGUAUGGAAGCUCAGAAGGAGGACCAAACCAAGUCCAAGGGCUGGCUAUGGUGGCUACUGGUGCUGGUGCUAGCAGCUAUGGUGUUCGCGGCGGCUGCGCUCACUCUUCUGGAUAAUUUCAAACACUCCAAGCCAAGUGGCGGCGUACCGGAUCACCCGGGUCCAAUCGUUACCGAAUAUGCAAACGCUCUUGAAAUGGCUAUGCAAUUCUUCGAUAUUCAAAAAUCUGGUAAGCUUGAGAAUAACAGGAUUUGGUGGAGAGGUGAUUCAGGGCUACAAGAUGGGAGUGAGGAGGAUUUGGAUUUGUCUAAGGGAAUGUACGAUGCUGGUGAUCUUGUUAAGUUUGGGUUCCCUAUGGCUUUUACGGCAACGAUUUUGUCUUGGGCUAUUCUUGAAUAUGGGGACCAAAUGAACUCGGUGAAGCAACUGGGUUAUGCUCAAAACUCGCUUAAGUGGAUCACUGAUUACCUUAUCAAUGCUCAUCCUUCUCCCAAUGUGCUCUAUAUUCAGGUAGGUGAUCCUAGAUUGGACCACAAGUGUUGGCAAAGACCGGAAGCCAUGACAGAGAAAAGACCCAUCAUACAAAUCAACACAUCUUUCCAAGGAACAGAAGUUGCAGCAGAAACUGCAGCAGCUAUGGCAUCAGCUUCUCUUGUUUUCAAGAAAAUUAACUCGUCUUACUCUAACCUGCUUCUCAUGCAUGCCCAGCAGCUCUUUACUUUUGCUGAUACUUAUCGAGGUUCAUACAGUGUGAGCAUCCCCCAAGUGCAGGAGUUCUACAACUCAACGGGUUAUGGCGACGAGCUAUUGUGGGCGGCAGCCUGGUUAUACCAUGCAACUAGAGACGAGUCAUAUCUCAGUUAUGUAACUGAACUAAAUGGGCAAGCAUUUGCUAAUUGGGGAAGUUCAAGUUGGUUUAGCUGGGAUGAUAAGCAUGCUGGAACUCAGGUUCUGCUGUCCAGAAUCAGUUUUUUUGGUGCUAAAGGAAUCUCAGUUGCAGAGAACAUUAAUCUCCAGAUGUACAGAAAGACUGCAGAAAUAGUCAUGUGUGGACUUCUACCUGAUUCACCAACAUCCACAUCCAGCAGAACAGAAAAUGGUUUGAUUUGGGUGAUAGAGUGGCAUUGUCUACAACACUCCAUGGCUUCUGCAUUCCUAGCUGUGCUUUACAGUGAUUACAUGCUCACAUCCCAGACAGAAACGCUCUAUUGUGAUGGCAAAUCAUUCAAGCCAGAAGAUCUCCGCAAAUUUGCCAUGUCACAGGUAGAUUAUGUGUUGGGCCAAAAUCCCAUGGAGAUGAGCUAUCUUGUUGGAUAUGGUAGUAGCUACCCUCAAUAUGUCCAUCACAGGGGGUCUUCAAUUCCAGUUGAUGCAAAAACUGGAUGCAAAGAUGGCUUUGAAUGGCUAUACUCACCAAAACCCAAUCCAAAUGCAGCUGUUGGUGCACUUGUUGGUGGACCUUUUUUCAAUGAGACAUAUAUUGAUGUUAGGAACAAUUCCAUGCAAACUGAACCAAGCACUUACAACAAUGCUCUCCUUGUGGCCCUUCUCUCUGGAUUGGUUACCAGUUCUUCUGUGGUUCAAUCUUUUUCAUAGAAGGCCCUUUGUUUUUUCAUAACUGUAA
Humulus lupulus (European hop) is the source of this 1740-nucleotide messenger RNA. Its product is annotated as endoglucanase 2-like. Gene Ontology annotation, biological process: carbohydrate metabolic process. Lineage: Eukaryota; Viridiplantae; Streptophyta; Magnoliopsida; Rosales; Cannabaceae. The transcript is spliced from 6 exons. The record is from RefSeq and is a predicted model, not a curated record. The coding region runs from base 114 to 1712 and encodes 532 amino acids. Gene Ontology annotation, molecular function: hydrolase activity, hydrolyzing O-glycosyl compounds.